AUGCCAUUAACAUUGUCCAUAACAUUGAUGUGGCCAGGUGGGGUAGCUUCUAAAGAUAUAAUGCUUGAUCAUAGAGUGUGGUCUUUCGUGCAGGUAUGAUGGGACAUCAACAUUAUAUUGCCAGUAGUUGCUCUGCAAUUUUGUAUUUAAUGCGACAUAUCUUAAAAAAGGAAAAUGAAGUUUUAAAACAUUUUCACAUGUCUGCAUAGUUAACUUAGUUAUAAUAAUGGCGCGGCAGCUGUGAAAAAUGCAAACUUGUGGCCAGGAAUGGAAUCAAUCAAUCAAUCAAUAUUUUUAUUUAGCACCUGGAAAUUUACAUAUAACUUCUCUUCAUUAUUAAUAUAUGACAUGAUAUAAAGGUGCAAGCUAACUGUAAUAACCUUGUAGAGUUAGACAAGACAGUUAGCUUGUAAUUUAUUAAAUCGAGUGGUUAGAGAAUACUUUUAUAUAAUGUAGAUAUGCGAAAUUGUCCACUUAUCAUCAACCUCUUUCAUACAAGUAGCCCUAUUUGAGAGAAAUUCACACAUAUAUGGAAAAUUUUGAAAAUACAUGCAUAUCAGUAUACAUAUAUAUAUACACACAUACACACAUCUUAACCUAACUGCUUUGCUUUUUUUUGUAAAAUAUAUAAAGGAUUAAUUGAAGAACUAUAUGUGUUUCCCCAAGCUACUAGUCCAUAUAUUAGAUAAGGAUAUACUAACGAGUAAUACAAGUUUAUAAGAAUAUUACUGUCAACAAAAUGCCUUACUCUAGAUAUGGCCCCGAUGUUACGUUUUAUUUUUUUCCGAGACUUUUGAAAUGUGUGCUUUCCAAUUCAAAUGACAGUCAAUCACAACUCCUAAAUAAGUGGUAUAAAUUUCUUGUUGAAGUAUUUGACCAUUUAAAGAAACUUUUACUUGAUAAUUAACUCUCUUUUGAGCAGGGUGAAAUAUAAUAUAGUUGGACUUUUCAACAUUCAAAGAUAAUUUAUUUACACAUAACCACUGAUAAACAUGUGAAAUUUCCUUGUUGACAAUGGUUUCUAGUGUUAAUAAACUCUUAUUGGCAUAAAACAAAUUUGAAUCAUCAGCAAAAAGGUGAAAAUCGAGAAUUCUAGUAGAAUUUUGAAUAUCAUUGAUGUAUAAUAAAAAAAGAAGAGGUCCUAAAACAGAACCUUGAGGAACACCACAAGAAAUCAGGCCUUAAAAUAUCGGUCGGUCACGGACAUUGUCCGACCCAUUCGUGAAAUUGUCCGACGUAAAGAGAAAACCACCGGACAAUUCUGUCCGACAGAAUGAACAGUGAGGUUUAUUGUUUGUCCGACCGAAGUGUAGUUGAUGUCCGACCAAAUUUUAAGUAAAUGUACCCUGUAAAUGUUUAUCAGAAUUGUUAUAUAUGGCCCGCUAAGCGUGACAGGUUGGUUAGCAGUACGAAACUACGAAAGCAAGAAGAAACCCCAAACAACAUGGCAAUGUUAGUGCCUCAAGUUCAAAAGAAGUUAGAACAGUCAAAACGUCUACCGUAGAAAAGUGGAAGUCCGAUUUAUCAGAAUAUUCGGCAGCGGAAUGGUUAACAUAUGAUGUUGAUGCUGAAGGAAAGGCAAGGAAUCUUAAAUGUAAAUUUUGUAUCAUGUUUCAAGACAAAAUCAAGAGCUUGCCCAAUUACUCAGACAUUUAUAUCAAAGGUUCAACGAAUUACAGAGUUUCAGCAGUAAAAGAUCACGCAACAAAUAUCAAUGGUGAUCCACAACAUCCUCACACCGUGGCUCAUGGUAAUUUUCUGAAGGCCAGUGGAGUAGAAAUCGAACAGCGCGCAAACAAAAUUGCAAAAUCCUGCGACAAAGGAAAUACUGAUGUAGUGUCCGGGUUACAAAAUCACAAUAAAAUGGAUCCAUCUAUGUUAAGAAAAACUAAAACUAAGUUCGAGACCACAUAUUUCGUGGUCAAGGAAGAAUUACCCAUCAGUACAUGCAAAAACAUUCUGAACCUGGAACGUAAACAUGGAGUUGAAAUCGGUACAAAAUACCUUACAGAUCCAGGGGCAAGAACUUAA
Molecule: messenger RNA, 2031 nt
Organism: Paramuricea clavata
Lineage: Eukaryota; Metazoa; Cnidaria; Anthozoa; Malacalcyonacea; Plexauridae
Source: the annotation of a GenBank genome assembly